AUGAAAUUCUCAACUAUCUUCUCAACCGGUUUAUUAGUCGCUGCUACUCAAGCUAACUUAUGUUUUGAUGCUGGUAAAGCUCCUGAAUGUACUGGUGGUAGUUCAAUCAAAUGUAUCCCAGCUCAUAAUGGUGGUCCAGGUUCUGGUCAAGAUGGUACAAGUUAUUGUAGCUUUUAUUGUUCAAAAAUUAAAAGUAAAGCUGAUUGUGAAGCUGCUAAGAAAAAUACAAACAUUUUGAUUGAUUGUAACAAAGUUAAAUAUUGUUAA
This is a messenger RNA of Hansenula ciferrii, 267 nucleotides long. RefSeq lists its product as uncharacterized. Bases 1 to 267 code for a protein of 88 amino acids. The record is from RefSeq and is a predicted model, not a curated record. The transcript has a single exon. NCBI's taxonomy places the organism in Eukaryota, Fungi, Ascomycota, Saccharomycetes, Phaffomycetales, Wickerhamomycetaceae.